Messenger RNA from Venustampulla echinocandica, 1764 nucleotides. RefSeq lists its product as uncharacterized. NCBI's taxonomy places the organism in Eukaryota, Fungi, Ascomycota, Leotiomycetes, Helotiales, Pleuroascaceae. Bases 1 to 1764 code for a protein of 587 amino acids. The transcript is spliced from 3 exons. The record is from RefSeq and is a predicted model, not a curated record.
AUGGCCAAUAUCCACGCCUUCCACAGAGUCAUUACGGCUUUCCUAAUAAUCAAUACUGUCAAUGCAUUUAAUGCCCUGCUAGAUGUGCCUACAUGGUGUGGGAAGCCAUACAUGGACACGACUCAAUCUCUUGAUCCCGGAGGCCAAUUUCAAUUUCCCACGCCACAAAAGGGCCCAUUGCUAUCCGUCACUAUUCAGCCACGAUACAGUAUCUUCCUCGAAAGCGAUGGAUCUGGCGAUUUUAUUGUUGAUGCGGUAAUAUCCCAUCUCUUUGGCCAACCCUUCAGCAAUGUGGCUGGGGGUAACUCAUCGUCUGAUGGUGAAACCACCCAGUCUGCCACAUUGGACUUUGAAAUCCAUAAUGGGGAGGACGGAGCGCUUCUUGUGUCUAGCUCAGUUCAUGUGAACUCGGCCAGGAACCUCUUCAAUUUUAGCCUGUCCUCGUUUUCUCCUCGUUUUGAGCCGUAUCCCAUAUCCAUCAAAGGGACUGUUAGCAGCGGCCAACAAAACUACACCGGCACCACCCAAAUUUAUGUCCUCCCCUCCCGGUCUUACGGUAGUGCGGUGAAAAUCGACAAUGUCUAUGGGGGACUUUACGUUCAAAAUGCAUUCAACAAGUGGAAAGGCUGGUACGCCAUCUUCCCCAAUGGGUACUAUGCAGAUGGUGGCUACGUAACGCCUUCUAACAUUAGCUUUACCAAUCUGGAUACUUACGCCGCCCAAGGGUUCAACUCCAUCAAUAUAGUACCGGAUGGUGGGCGUCCGGACCAGUCAUAUCCUACAGCCGAAUUGGCUACAUACUGGGAUCAUAUGGACGACAUUAACCUCUUCAACAUAUAUGACAUGCGAUUUACCUUCCAAAAUGCAACCAGAGUUGAAGAAGAAGUCGCCCGCUGGAAGAACCGCACUACACUUUUAAUGUGGUACACAGCCAACGAACCCGAUGGCUGGUCCUACCCCCUGAACUCUACCUCAAUCGCAUACACACAACUUCGGACGCUCGAUCCAUACCACCCGGUAUCCCUAGUUCUAAACUGCCAAAACUACUACUACGCAUCGUACGCCUCAGGCGCAGAUAUAAUCUUCCAAGACGCCUAUCCCGUAGCAAUAAAUGCCACGUAUUCCAUAAAAUGGAACACUCCCUGUAACACCACGUACGGCGAUUGUGGAUGCGAUAACUGCGUUGGUGAACUUACGGAUGUUUCAUCGCGGUUAGAUGAUUUCCAGAAGUACCAGGAAAAUAUCCCGUCCAGCAGUGGUGGCCAUGGCGGAAAGAAACCAACAUGGUCAGUCCUCCAAGCUUUUGGUGAACAGGAUUACUGGAAAGCUAUUCCAACCGCGAAGGAAGUUGAGAAUAUGAUGAUGUUAUCCGUUAAUCACGGGGCGAAGGGGAUUAGUUAUUGGGAAUAUCCAAGUACGAAUGAGGUCAAUGUGGGUAGUGGAGCUUUGGGGAAGGUGUUCCAGGAGGAGCUAGCGAUUGGCUUUUUGUUGGGGGCGGAUCCGAUCAAGGGAUUGAAUGUCGAGGGUGGUGGGCAGGAGAUGGCAGAUGCUAGUGCGUGGGUUGUUGGAGAGAGGGUUUUGGUUGGUGUCGCGAAUGGGAAGCACGAGGACUCUGAGACUACGGUGAGCGUUUCGAUGCCUAGGGAUAUGAAUGUGAGUUCUGUGAAGGUGUUGUAUGGCGAGAUGGGAUGGAGGGUGGACGAUGGGAAGUUGGUUAAGAGGGGGAUGAGGAGACUUGAGGUCAGUGUUUUGGUGUUGACUUGA